AUGGCUGUUCCUAGGGGAAUGUCUGGAUAUUCACCAGACUGCUUUGUUUCCCUUCCUAUGGAGACAAGGAUGCACAUUGCCAUUUAUCUUGCCACUGCCGAUUUCCUAGCUCUUCGACAUGCAUCGCGAUCAAUGGCAAAGGUCUUCAAUAUUCAAUCAUUCUGGAAGUCAAGAUUUCAUGCGGUGCAAGACAGAGGCUUCCUCGCCUAUCUGGCCAAUAACCCACAGGAUGAUGAGACUACAGAUUGGCGGCUCAUGUAUCGCUGUACGGCGAAUAUUGAUCUCAUGCUCAAAAGAAAGUUUCCCGAACAUUCAUGCACACACGAAAGCAUCUGGAAUAUCUGGAUUCUAAAAUCUCUGUGGGAGAAUACACAGUGGUUGAGACAGAGAUACUCAAUGACACAGGCAUCCUAUGAGCAGAUUGUGCUCUAUAAUCAUAUGCUUACUGAACUACAUUGGACGGAGUUUUAUGCUGGAUUGGAAUGCAAUAGGGCGUCGCGCCAAGGAAAAGACAACGAUUUAUGUGAAGACUGCGGGGCUGAACAUGUUCCUCUCAUCCAAGCGAUCCCAUUGGAACAUUCAGUUGUCAGCUUGGCAGUGUCCAUUUUAAAUGAAGGUCCACAGACUGUUAUUACUGGUUUUGAGUUGGUGAGCGGCGAAAAGGACGUGGUAAACAAAGUUCUUGGAUAUCGCCUGCUAGGAGGGCAAGUGACUAUUAGCCUUCGCGGCCAGGAAUUGAGGGGAUUUUCUAUUGUUAGUAGCCGCGGAAAUAUCCACGCAUUGCAGCCAAUCUUCUUCAACAACGAUGUGAAACCUGGUUGGGUAGGUCAACCAGAGUUGUGUUUCGACGAUCUAUAUGACGAGUCCUACUCUACCUCCAAAUCUUGGAUCAAGCGCUCAUCAACAGAAGUAGUGUUGGAGCGUGGGAUUACAGCCUUUUGUGGAAAAUUUGAUAAGAUUUGA
Molecule: messenger RNA, 963 nt
Organism: Penicillium manginii
Lineage: Eukaryota; Fungi; Ascomycota; Eurotiomycetes; Eurotiales; Aspergillaceae
Product: F-box domain protein
Exons: 2
Coding region: 1-963 (320 amino acids)
Molecular function (GO): protein binding
Source: RefSeq, a predicted model, not a curated record